AUGGACCUUGUUCUGGGCACCUCUUGUGAGCCCAUAGAACUGGCUAGAGAGCUGGAGAAACAAUCUUCACAAGGCACAACCAUGCACCAACGCCGCAGCAGUCUUCCAAGUGGACGCUUGCGGCCAAUUCGCUGCUGGGUGGGCUCCAAUUGCACUGACGCGCCGCCAGAAUAUUUAGUACGCGGGAGAUACACCACAACCGGCCAAUUGUGCACGGCUGUUGUGGUUACCCAUAGCCCUGGCCAUACCUUGAACUGGAACUGGGUGUCGUUGGCCACGUCGUCUAUCGCUCCGUUUGCAAGUGGAGGAUUUCAGGGUCGGGAUAUAUCUCGUGUCAGAUCCCCUAGCGCCCUGGCCCGGUCAAUCUUGCAAUAUCUGAAGAAACGUCGUUCAUUCGCAAAUUUGAGCGUGCCGUCUCCUUUCACGAUUAUUGGCUGCAGAAGCAAACCUUUCGACAAGCUUUCUUUACGCGCUCCUGCUAUGGUACAGGCACAAACCCUGCUUGCCCUCUACCCCGAGAGACUUCACGCACUCCAGGGGUGGUCAACAGGGUCUUUGCUUGGAAGUAAUGCAUCACCAUGA
Messenger RNA from Histoplasma capsulatum G186AR, 582 nucleotides. RefSeq lists its product as uncharacterized. NCBI's taxonomy places the organism in Eukaryota, Fungi, Ascomycota, Eurotiomycetes, Onygenales, Ajellomycetaceae. The transcript is spliced from 3 exons. The coding region runs from base 1 to 582 and encodes 193 amino acids. The record is from RefSeq and is a predicted model, not a curated record.